CCCUGCUCUUCCCAAGCUUGUUCGAGAAGAACAAAAACCUCGAAGCAGGCGGCCGCUCCUCGGUGUUCGCUCGAUCGAUCUGUAACAAGUAGCAAGGAGGAGGAGAUCGCCAGAGGAGGAGGAGGAUGAUAUGAGGAGGUCACUUGAUCGGGAUGAUCAUGGCCUCCCUCUCCAUCUUCUGCUUGUUCUCCUUGUCUUCCCCCUCGCCGCCUCCUGCUCCGGCGGCCAUGGGCACGAACGGCGGCUCCGGCGGAUCCUCCAAGACCAAUUAGGAAAUAGUUCCUCCGACUUUCUCAAUCCCCACCUCCGAGACGCCUACAUUGCCCUCCAGGCUUGGAAACUCGCCAUCAUCUCCGAUCCUUUGAAUCUCACCAGCAACUGGGUCGGCCCCAAUGUUUGCGACUACACCGGCGUCUUCUGCGCCUCCCUACCGUCCGACCCCAGCCUCACUGUCGUCGCUGGCGUCGAUCUGAAUCAUGGAGACCUCGCCGGGUACCUCCCCUCCCAGAUCGGCCUCCUCUACGACGUCGCCCUAAUUCACAUCAACUCCAACCGAUUCUGUGGCACCCUCCCCCGUUCUCUACGCCGUCUCACCCUCCUCCACGAGCUCGACGUCAGCAACAACCGCUUCGCCGGACGUUUUCCUGACGUCGUCCUCCGCAUCCCCUCCCUCCGCUUCCUCGACCUCCGAUUCAACGAGUUCGAAGGCUCCGUGCCACCGGAACUCUUCGACCGCGACUUUGACGCCAUCUUCAUCAACCACAACCGGUUUGCGUUUAAGAUCCCAGACAACAUCGGCAACUCCCCCGUCUCCGUCAUUGUACUCGCGAAGAAUCGCUUCCAUGGGUGUCUUCCGGCGAGCCUCGGUAACAUGUCGCAGACCCUCAACGAGAUCAUCCUAAUGGAUAAUGGCCUCGACUCCUGCUUCCCGUCAGAGAUUCAGCUGCUCAAGAGUCUCACUGUGCUCGACAUCAGCUACAACAAGCUCGUCGGACCACUCCCUGAGUCCAUCGGCAGAAUGCAUAGCCUCGAGCAACUCGACGUUGCGCAUAAUCUAUUCUCGGGCUCGAUUCCUCCUUCGAUCUGCAGCCUGCCGCAUCUCAAGAACUUUACGUACUCUUACAAUUUCAUCACCGGGGAGUCUCCGCAGUGCUUCGAGUUGAAGCUCUACGACGAUCGGAAGAAUUGUCUCCCCGAACAGCCGAAGCAGAGAACGGUGCGACAAUGCCAAUCAUUCUUGUCUCGUCCUUCCGUUGAUUGCUCUUCUUUUGGCUGCAAACCUUUUGUGCCACCGCACCCGCCGCCGUCACCUCCUCCUCCUCAUUCUCCGCCGCCACCAUCUCCUCCUCCACCCUCUCCGCCGCCGCCAUCUCCUCCUCCACCUUCUCCACCGCCACCAUCUCCUCCUCCACCCUCUCCCCCACCACCAUCACCACCUCCUCCUUCUCCGCUGCCGCCAUCACCUCCUCCACCAUCACCUCCUCCGCCAUCACCUCCUCAAUCAUCACCACCACCUCCCUCCCCUCUACUCCAAUCGCCGCCUCCCCCUUCUCCAUCGCCGCCCUCAUACUGCGUUCGAUCUCCAUCGCCGCCACCGCCUCCAGUCUACUGCUCAAGUUCCCCAUCUACACCCGUCUACUGCCCCCGACCUCCAUCGCCUCCUGUCUACUGUCCACCUCCUCCGCUACCUCCUCUCGGCUCUCCUCCGCCACCGGUGUAUUCUCCACCCCCACCUCUACCGAGCCCUCACCUUUCUCCUCCACCACCUCCAGUCUAUUUUCCACCUCCCCCACCGCUUUCCUCACCGCCUCCACCUUUUCCGCCUCCGCCACCGCCAUUGUACUCCCCACCUCCACCACCCCCAUUGUACUCCCCACCUCCUCCGCCGCCCUCGCCCCCACCUCCACCGCCCUCGCCCCCUCCACCGCCUCCAUGCAUCGAGCCUCCGCCUCCGCCACCACCUCCUUGCGUUGAGCCACCACCACCUCCAUGCAUUGAGCCACCCCCACCUCCAUGCAUCGAGCCCCCAUCGCCUGCGCCCUUCCCAUAUGAAGAUCCUUUCCCAGGCGACGUUGGAGUCCAUUACACAUCACCUCCCCCUCCUCAUCACUAUUAAUUCUCGUUCUGUUUCAGAGUUUUUUUUCCCCUCUUCUCCUCAAAGUUAGGAUCUUUCUUCACGGUGAACUCUUCAUCAAAUUUCUCGGUUUUUUUUGGUUUCUCUCUUCUUCAAUGCCCUUCCUCCACACACCAAACACCAGAUUGCCUCGAGAAGUUGCAGACAUGGGAGGCACGGAGAGAAGGAAACAUCGACAAGGAGAGCUUGUUCUCUACUUGGCGACCACACUGUCUUCUGAUUUGUCAAAAAAUUGAAAAGAAAACUCUUAGAGCGCAUUGCAGCGUAAAUUAUGUAUAGUUGACUUGAUAUUCCAUCAGCCAAGUAUAUCAUCAGUGUUGCUAUCCUUCUCUCCUGCAUCCCCUGUGUUAUUGCCAGUUGUUUUCACUUUAUAGGUUGUUUAAUUGAGGAUAUCAAAUAUCAAUUUGG
This is a messenger RNA of Zingiber officinale, 2542 nucleotides long. Its product is annotated as leucine-rich repeat extensin-like protein 4. NCBI's taxonomy places the organism in Eukaryota, Viridiplantae, Streptophyta, Magnoliopsida, Zingiberales, Zingiberaceae. The record is from RefSeq and is a predicted model, not a curated record. The coding region runs from base 131 to 2116 and encodes 661 amino acids. The transcript has a single exon. Gene Ontology annotation, molecular function: protein binding.